AUGGCCCUUCUCAUCGACACUGACAUCAAGGAUCCACCCAGCGCGAACAUCUUUUUGACACCAAUAAUGGCAGCUUUCCGUCUUCUUUUCUCGCUCUCGUCCACCAGCCGAGGCUUUGCUGCCAAUGCUGGCGGCUUCGGCCUUAAAAAGAUUCGAGGCUUUGCUGCCAAUGCUGGCAACUCUCAUACUAAUUUUUCUACGAUCCAGCGCCAUACCAUGACGGUGAUUAGGAAUCUGCACCAUGAUCGUAAAAAGAAGAAACGAAAAUUCACACAACAGAAGCAUGGCCCGGGCCACACACAAUCGAUUUAA
This is a messenger RNA of Suillus paluster, 312 nucleotides long. RefSeq lists its product as uncharacterized. Bases 1 to 312 code for a protein of 103 amino acids. NCBI's taxonomy places the organism in Eukaryota, Fungi, Basidiomycota, Agaricomycetes, Boletales, Suillaceae. The transcript is spliced from 4 exons. The record is from RefSeq and is a predicted model, not a curated record.